Puccinia triticina is the source of this 621-nucleotide messenger RNA. RefSeq lists its product as uncharacterized. The transcript is spliced from 2 exons. The coding region runs from base 1 to 621 and encodes 206 amino acids. Lineage: Eukaryota; Fungi; Basidiomycota; Pucciniomycetes; Pucciniales; Pucciniaceae. The record is from RefSeq and is a predicted model, not a curated record.
AUGAAUAGCCCGGAAACCUCAGUGGGUGCAAGUAGUAAGCCAGCCCCAGAUAAUGAAGAACAAGCCUUGCAAGCAGAAGUAGAGAAACUAGCUCUGGCAUUGUGUGAAGCAAUUGAAGAGAACACUCUGUUAAAGCAGAACCUGCAAGACCUGGAGCAGUUAAUUAAACGUUUGGACGUGGAGAAUAUGACCAAGUCAGCGGCCUUGUUGAUUUACAAUGAAUCCCAGAUGUCUCAACUUGAGGAAAAGAUUGAGAAUCAGAAAGAAGACCUAAAACGGAAAACGGAUGAGUGUGACACGUUAGAGCAGAAAAAUCAAGAGAAAAUGGAUAACCUGAAGCAAACCAACCAAGUGUUAAAGACUUGCUGGGAAGAGAAUGUCCAAAAAGUAGCAGAUCUGAAAGCAAUCGAAGAAGAGAUUGAGGAGCUAACACUUCAGCUCUGUGAAUGCAAAAGAGAGAUCAAAUCCAUCGACCGCAAAGCUCACAAACAAGCCGCCGAGAAUUCCAAUCAAUUCCAGGUGGUCAGGUCAAGAAGUUUGACCAAGAAACCAAACUUGAAAGCCUCAGCCUCAAAUGCAAUCGAAAUGGAGAUCGAUGGACGACUCCAAACUCAUGAAUAA